This is a messenger RNA of Pararge aegeria (speckled wood butterfly), 1820 nucleotides long. Its product is annotated as dynein intermediate chain 3, ciliary-like. The transcript has a single exon. NCBI's taxonomy places the organism in Eukaryota, Metazoa, Arthropoda, Insecta, Lepidoptera, Nymphalidae. The coding region runs from base 1 to 1767 and encodes 588 amino acids. The record is from RefSeq and is a predicted model, not a curated record. Gene Ontology annotation, molecular function: dynein heavy chain binding; dynein light chain binding. Gene Ontology annotation, biological process: outer dynein arm assembly; cilium movement. Gene Ontology annotation, cellular component: outer dynein arm.
AUGAAGAAUUUCAAAAUAAAGAGUUACACGAAAUCAACGUACGCGUAUACAAAGUUACGAAAAAGUUUCGGGAGGCAGCCAUUAUUUCAAAUUGUUCCUGCACAUAUAAUAGAUUCCAUAAACCCCAACGCAGAGUUACAGAAUGAAUAUAUGCUUCGAAAUCCUGUGCAUCGUGAAGUGCAGGCCACUUUACCACAAUCUGAACAUGAUACUAACACUAAGCAAAUAUUUAUACACGAGCAAGGAAUAAAUCAUACCGAAGGUGGUUGGCCUCGAGAUGUUCAUCUCUAUAAUGAAGAUCACCUCAACCGUCAUCGUCGUCGAGUACAACACGAUGAUAACUACGUGCAUUCGAUUUUAAAAAUGAGACCUCAUAUUGAUCACUGUAUAGCACAAAACAACGCAAUUGAUAUGUACGAAACGUAUUUUGCUGAUAUGCAACUCCAAACACCAGUAGAGAAGUAUCAUAUUCAAAUUGCUAACACAUUUCGGGAUCCAUUUUGUCGCCCUAUAUCAUGCAUUGUAUGGACAAAUGAAAAAAAGGCGAAAUUAGUUGCAUCAUAUUGCCACAAGAGGUAUCCGGAAUCGGAAAAUUAUCAGAAAAACGUUUGCUAUGUCUGGGACGUAAAUAAACAAACUUCCCCAUUAUUUGAAUUUUUUCCGUCGCAUGGAUGUUGGCAAGUAGCAUGCCUUCCAUCGGAAUCUGAAUUAUUGAUUACUGGACUUGAAAAUGGUACCGUUAGCGUAUUUGACAUUCGUGUAAGUUCUAACUCUGUAGGUAGCAGUUCCAUCUACAACUCUCAUUUUGCACCAGUUUCAGCCCUGCUUUACACCCAUUCCCGAACUAACACCGAAUUUUUUACUGGUUCUCCUGACGGGCAAUGUCUUUGGUGGGAUAAAAGAAAUAUUUCCAAGCCUAUUGAUCGGUUGAAAAUGGCUGUUAAAUUAGCAACAAAUGAAGAACCAAGUUUUAUAAAUUCUGAAGGUGUCAGCAGUCUAGAAUUUGAUCGUGGCUUACCGACAAAAUUUCUGUGCGGUACAGAGUCUGGGUUAAUUAUUAAUGCUAAUCGUAUGGGUAGAAGCCAUUCUGAGAUUUUGACGUCAUAUUGGGAAGCACAUACAGGACCAGUGAGAGCGGUUCAACGAAGCCCCUGUACUUUGAGAAUGUUUAUCUCUUGUGGAGAUUGGAGAGUACGCAUUUGGAGUGAAGAAGUUCGCACGGCACCUAUUAUUGUAACAAGUCCAUAUCGAUAUCAAGUGACUGAUGUAUGCUGGGCGCCUAUGCGAUAUUCCAGUUACAUGGCUGUUUCAGAAGAUGGUGUAUUUUAUUAUUGGGAUCUUAUAAGAAAAUUCAAUAAGCCAGUCACUAAACUCCAUAUAUCCAGACAUGGCCUAAAUAAACUAAACCCUCAUCCAGGAGGUCAAUCGAUUGCUGUUGGUGACUAUAAGGGAUCAUUAUUUUUGUUACAUUUAUCUGAAAAUAUGACUAUUCCCGGUACAAAUGAUAAACAGCUAGUGCAUCAAAUUUACAAUAGAGAAACUAAACGGGAGCAUAAUGUAGAUACGCGUCUCAAAGAAAUACGUCUGAAAGCGCGUGCAGACGUAGAAACACCAACUAUACUCAAUGAAGAAGAUGAAAUUAGCGAUGUUGAGGAUCUUGAAAAAUUAACUGAACAAUAUCUUAACAUUGUUAAAGAAGAGAUGGGUCAAAUGGGUGGAGUAUUAGCGAACAAUUUAUCAUAUAGCAAUUUAUCGAACAUUAAUUAAACCAACUAAAAUCCACGAUAGACCAUUGCCUUACUUUUAUUAAACAUGCAAUU